Anopheles nili is the source of this 527-nucleotide messenger RNA. RefSeq names its product probable prefoldin subunit 4 (gene Pfdn4). Gene Ontology annotation, cellular component: prefoldin complex; cytoplasm. The transcript is spliced from 2 exons. The coding region runs from base 107 to 523 and encodes 138 amino acids. NCBI's taxonomy places the organism in Eukaryota, Metazoa, Arthropoda, Insecta, Diptera, Culicidae. The record is from RefSeq and is a predicted model, not a curated record. Gene Ontology annotation, biological process: protein folding.
UGAAGAAGACGUACACACACGAUUGAUUCGUUCCUUCCUUUUUUGUGUGAAUCUAAAUUGCCUAAACUUGUGCUUAAUAAAUUAUCCUUAAAAACUCAUCUUCACCAUGGGUACGAAAGUGGAAUCAAAGGCCAAAGGCACAUUUCAACCGGACUCGGAUGUUCACAUCACAUAUGAAGACCAGAUGAAGAUAAACAAAUUUGCUAACUUUAACGCCAAGGUAGAAGAUCUCAAGGAAGAACUUAGAGUUAAACAGAACGAACUAAAAAACCUCGAGGAAGCAGGAGAUGAAAUUGAGCUACUCGACGACGACAUUCAGAUCCCUUUCUUGAUGGGCGAUGUGUUCCUUUCGCACGAUCAAGCAAAAACCCUUGAACUUCUUGCUGAGGCGAAGGAGCGUAAGAAAACAGAAAUAAGCGUGCUUCAGAAAAACAGCCGCGAUUUGCAACAAAAGAUGGGCGAACUUAAGGGAUACUUGUACGGUCGGUUCGGAAGUAACAUUCACUUGGAAAACGAUGAAUAAAGAA